Messenger RNA from Cladophialophora yegresii CBS 114405, 1554 nucleotides. RefSeq lists its product as uncharacterized. The transcript has 2 exons. The record is from RefSeq and is a predicted model, not a curated record. Bases 1 to 1554 code for a protein of 517 amino acids. Gene Ontology annotation, cellular component: endoplasmic reticulum lumen. Lineage: Eukaryota; Fungi; Ascomycota; Eurotiomycetes; Chaetothyriales; Herpotrichiellaceae. Gene Ontology annotation, molecular function: protein disulfide isomerase activity; protein-disulfide reductase activity. Gene Ontology annotation, biological process: response to endoplasmic reticulum stress.
AUGAAGCUCCCAACCUCGCUCUUCCUCAGCCUAGGCUGCGUGCUCCACGUCGAUGCGCUCUACAGCAAAUCAUCGCCUGUGCUUCAGGUCACUGCGAAGAACUAUGACUCCCUGAUCGCACAGUCCAAUCAUACUUCUAUUGUCGAGUUCUACGCACCCUGGUGUGGCCACUGUAAGAAUCUCCAACCCGCGUAUGAGAAAGCAGCGAAGAGUCUUGCGGGUCUAGCCAAGGUCGCAGCCGUCGAUUGUGACGAUGAAGCCAAUAAAGCCUUCUGCGGUCAGAUGGGUGUUCAAGGGUUUCCCACUCUCAAAAUCGUCAAACCGGGAUCGAAGCCAGGUCGGCCUGUUGUUGAGGACUACAUGGGACCAAGAUCCGCCAAAGGCAUUGUGGAGGCUGUGAAGGACAAAAUUCCAAAUCAUGUCAAGAAACUACAAGGUGAUGCUCUGGCUACAUGGCUCGAGGACAAAGCUACCCCAGCGAAGGCGAUUAUAUUCACGGAUAAAGGUACUACCAGUCCAUUAGUCAAGAGUCUGGCGAUCGAUUUUCUCGGCACCAUCGCCUUCGCGCAAGUGAGGGACAAGGCGACCGCUGAGGCGCAUGGAGUCUCUAAGUUUCCCACGAUCCACCUCAUCCCAUCCACAGGAGCAACACCUAUUCCGUACGAGGGAGAUAUCAAUAGGGACUUCUUGGUGAGCUUCUUCAGCCAAGUCGCCGCUCCGAAUGCAGACCCCGCUCCAAAGGCGAAGACACCCAAGUCUUCAAGCAAGAAGCCGAGAUCGAAGCCAUCCUCAUCGGCUUCUGCAGCCUUCUCAAGAGCUUCUGAGGCUCAUAAAUCAUCUGAGUUUGAAGAGCACCUCGCAGGCUCCAGCACGAUUGUGCUCGAUGAUACGCCUCCGACCGAGUCCCCUCUGCCCAUAGUCGACACGGAAGAGAAGCCAAUGGUCAUUCCGCAUGCGGUGGCUCCUAUUCCUAUCCUCAGCUCUCCUGCCGAGCUUGAGGCUGCUUGCUUGUUACCAAAGAGCGGUAACUGUAUCUUGGUCUUGCUUCCUGCGGAACCUGCGCCAUCUCAGGCUACGACUUCAGCGUUGUCAGGAUUCGCAGAAAUUGCAGACAAGUACAAUAAGCGCAAGGCGAUUGUGAUACCGAUGUAUGCUGUGCCUGCUGAAAAUCAAGUCGCGACUCAGAUUAGAAAUGACCUUGGUCUCGGCCCAGAUGAGAAGGUGGAAAUCAUCGCAACAAAUAUGAAGAGAAGAUGGUGGAGGCGUUAUCAGGCCAAUUCUUACGAUAUUCUCGACCUUGAAAGUUUCAUCGAUGCCAUCAAGCUCGGGGAAGGUCCAAAGUCGACGUUGCCAGCUGGGUUUGGGGCGGCCGCCGCGGAAGCUUCAGAGCCAGAAGUUGUAGGGUCGACCGAGACUGUUGACUCUAACGAAGAUACCGCCGAGCCUGAGCCUGAACCUGAAGACACGCCAACUGCGGAGACCACCUCGGAGGUCUCGAGCGAAGCUGAACCGGAACCAGCAGAGACUCCAGUCGCUGAGCACGACGAACUAUGA